Messenger RNA from Balaenoptera ricei (Rice's whale), 1504 nucleotides. It is a transcript of the gene RSRP1, whose product is annotated as arginine and serine rich protein 1. The transcript has 5 exons. Bases 220 to 915 code for a protein of 231 amino acids. The record is from RefSeq and is a predicted model, not a curated record. Lineage: Eukaryota; Metazoa; Chordata; Mammalia; Artiodactyla; Balaenopteridae.
GCCCCCAUUCAGUUCGCUUUUGGACGUUGGACAACGGAGGUGGAGGUUGUGAGUCCGCCGUUCAGGAGAAGCAGCGAAAAGCCUCUCUUUGUCCUUAACUUCAGAAGGAAAGCGUCCGUUGGGCCUUUCUCUCCUUGAGUGAGGCGUCGACGGCCCGUGGAACUGAGUUUUCGGGCAGGGGUGGUCGAAGAAAAGGAAGCUCGGAAGCUGCCGUCCGAGAUGUCCAGCUACGUGAACGACCUGUGGCCGGGCUCGCCGCACAAGGUCUCCCCCUCGUCGUUGCGGUCGGGCCCGUCCAGCCGGCUGUCCUCAGCGUCCGGGAGCCGCUCUCCCCGGAGCUCUCCGUCCCGAUCCAUCGUCUGGAGUCGGUCGUGGUCGCGGAGCCGCAGCCGCAGCGCGCCCCGGCGGAGGAGCAGGUCGAGGUCUCGCUCCCGAAGGCGCCACCGAAGGAGGUACCGGCGCUACUCGCGCUCCUACUCGCGCAGCCACUCGCGCUCCUACUCGCGGAGCCGCUCGCGCCCCCGCAGCCGCCGGUACCGGGAGAGGCACCACGGCUCCUCCAGGAGGUCCUGCCGGUCCCUCAGCCGCCCCCGCUCCCGCGGCCGCUCGCCUUACCGGAGGGCCUACGCCUUCGCGCGGGACCGCCGUUACUACGGCUUCGGCUGCACCGUCUACCCGGAGGAGCGCAGAGGCUGGAGGGGGCGAUCCCGGCCCAGGUCGCGGAGCCCAACCCCAUUUCGUCUGAGUGAGAAGGAUCGAAUGGAGCUGUUAGAAAUAGCAAAAGCCAAUGCCGCAAAAGCAUUAGGAACAGCCAACUUUGACUUGCCAGCUAGUCUCAGAACUGUUUCUGUAUCUAAAGAAACCAACCGUGGAACAGCUGUACUGAAUAAUGGUGCAAAGUCUGAGAAAUCAUGAAUGUGGUCUCCAGACAUUGAUGAAGAAAAUCUGUUGAUGUUUUGAGAGAUUACAGAAGAAGAGGCCUGCUUCACUUGCAGAUAAGUUUAUUACAAUUCUCCAGAAAUGUGCAGCAUAAAAUUCAUAGCUUAAAGGUUUAAGGUAGUUAGGAAUUGGUAACACUCAGUUAACAUAGGAAAGAUGGGUUAUCUCCUGUCAUUCAGACCCAGAUGUGGGUUUGCCUAAGUAUUGUGGUGGACAAAAAAGAUCUUAGUCGCUUUUUCAGACGGUUAGGUGCCCAACUGGAUGGGCAAAUGCCAUAGUUCUUUGAAACUAGGUGUUUUCUGGUAUGACUUGACUUUCAAAGUUACUUGAAUUUGCAUCAGGGGCAUACAAUACUGCUUUAUGGGGAAGAGUGUCUUAAGCCUAUCAUUGAAUCAGUUUUGUUAUGGGGAAAACUCAACAGAGUACUAUGUGGUUUAUUUUAGGAUGUUAACUAUUUGGUUACAUCCAACUUGAUUUGUGUCUCUACAAGUGAAUUUGUAAUACAAUUGGGCUGCUUUUUAUACCUACUAGGGUAUGGUUUUUUAAAAUUUACUUUCUCUUACCU